Messenger RNA from Saccoglossus kowalevskii, 1763 nucleotides. RefSeq names its product dopamine transporter-like protein. Gene Ontology annotation, cellular component: neuronal cell body membrane; plasma membrane; axon. Gene Ontology annotation, molecular function: dopamine:sodium symporter activity. NCBI's taxonomy places the organism in Eukaryota, Metazoa, Hemichordata, Enteropneusta, Harrimaniidae. Gene Ontology annotation, biological process: dopamine uptake involved in synaptic transmission; amino acid transport; sodium ion transmembrane transport. The record is from RefSeq and is marked provisional.
GUUUAAUAUUGCGUUCGGGUUGUAUGGGUAUAAACCACUAACGUACGAUGACUACGUGUACCCGCCCUGGGCUAACGCUGUGGGAUGGAUGCUAGCCAUAUCAUCUAUGUCAUGCAUACCCAUAUUUGCGGUCUAUAUUCUGAUCACAACGCCAGGAACGUUGAAGGAGCGCCUCGUGAAAGCCACUAAAACACCCAACCAACGUGCCGCCCGGGAAGCAUACGACAGAGUUGGACAAAUAAAUGGCAACGUGGCCGACUUCAAAUUGGAUUCCAGCCAGUGCAAGAUUGAUCAUGUCUAGAUAGGAUGGUUGUGAUGGUGUAGAGUUUACGUCAUGGACUCAGUGCUUGAUAUGAGGAUACAAUCUUGAAAGCACAACUUUAGUCUAAACUUAUCUAAGCAAUACCUCCAAAGAGUACCACUCUUAUAGUAUUACCUCCCGGUUGUAAAAAUGCAAUUUGCUGGACCAAGUUAGCUAUUUAUUAUGCACGUAUUUAACAAAACGACCAAGAUACAUUUUUUUUUACUUUUUAAAUGGUAGAGUACAUAUAAAGAUUCACCCUAAUUAUUGGUAUCUCUAAAUUCGUCGUACUUUGUGUACGUUAUUCCUCUCGAUGAUUGUUAUAUUUUGAUGUUCAUAUACUAAACAAAAGUAGAGAGCGAUGACUCAAUUCCAAUUUAAAUGUUAUUAAAAUAAUAUUUUUUUUUACAAUGUAAUAUAAGAGAGUUACGUAUUUUAAACAUUCCCGCACAUGUGGUUAAGUUCGACUAUCAUGUGUUCACACGUGAAUAUGUUCUACAAGCCCGUGUCAAUGUGAUUAUGUUCUAUCUCGUGUUCAUACGCGAGUUUGUUCUACUAUUUCCUGUUCACACCCAUAUGUGUCGAUUCCAUUGUUAUAUUGUACCGUGUUUGUAGGUAACACCUAUACCUGUCUUAGAUAUUUAUAUAAUUGUAUGUUUCAGUUUACGUAUGUCGACAAUCAUUGAUCUUGUCUCAAUUCGUUGACGAUUUUGUAUUUGUACCUUUGGCUAUUCUCCUACCAAAACCGCUGACUUUUCAUUAAAAAUGCCCUAUUUUGUCAGUCUGACAUUGGCAAUUAGUACGGAAACAUACCGACUGUUAUAUGUUUGAGCAUUUGUGUCAUACCAAACUGCCUAUACUAUUACGUUUUGUGUGAAUUUUGUUCUCGGUUUAUUUAAUAUAUAGUAUGUGGGUUUAUUAUCCAGUGUCACUUUGCUAUGCAAACAAACACCUUUUAUUCGCCGUCGCUAAUAUUGUUAGUUUGUCAUUGUACCAGAGGGGCGACACGUUAAGCGCAGCUCAAAUUUCGAGAUAAUUUCUUUUGUUACAGAAUCAAGAACCUCCAUGAUAAGUAUAGUUUGUCACGGUGCCAUGUUAACCCCUGUUCUGUAUUCAUCGAUUCCAAUUUGGCUAUAAGUGUGACUCUGUAUCGGUUACUUUGUCAAAUGUAUUAAACUGUAUCGUAUCAACCAAACGUAACUCAGAAAUGUUUUUUUUGUUCGAAUAAGAGACCCAUCAAUAGAGGGCGUACUGUGGAAGUGUGUUCUAUUGUACAUAUAUAAAUAUAUCGUGCGUGUAAGAAAAGUCGGUGAUCUUGGGAAUCCAUUUUUCCCAGCUUUGUUUUAUACAUUUUGUAAGUACCUUAAUAUGUAAAUUACAUGUUUAAACGUGAUAUUUCAAUGUAUACAUUAUCAAUAUUGACCAAUAAACAAUUGUUUGUAGUGUGAGACAUAUAUAUAUA